Molecule: messenger RNA, 1959 nt
Organism: Hyla sarda
Lineage: Eukaryota; Metazoa; Chordata; Amphibia; Anura; Hylidae
Gene: TFAP2D
Product: transcription factor AP-2 delta
Exons: 8
Coding region: 190-1548 (452 amino acids)
Biological process (GO): regulation of transcription by RNA polymerase II; anatomical structure development; regulation of cell population proliferation
Cellular component (GO): nucleus
Molecular function (GO): DNA-binding transcription factor activity, RNA polymerase II-specific; RNA polymerase II transcription regulatory region sequence-specific DNA binding
Source: RefSeq, a predicted model, not a curated record
UUUUCCUGCAGCUUUUUUGAGUGGAGAGUAGGCGAAAGAAGGUCUAUCUGGUGCGAGCCCUGCAUUCCCUUCUGGAGAACCUACAGGAGAGGAUUCUUUACAGGAGAAGCUCAUUUUCUUUCUAGAUAUAACAAAUAUAUAUAUAUAUAUAAAUAUAUAUAUAUAUAUAUACACAUACAAGAGGCAAACAUGUCAACUUCAUUCCCAGGACUGGUCCAUGAUUCAGAGAUACGUCAUGACGGAUCAAACAGCUACCGCCUGAUGCAGCUUGGGUGUCUGGAGUCUGUGGCCAACUCCAGUGUCGCCUAUUCCUCCACGUCUCCUCUAACUUAUUCCACCACUGGAACUGAGUUCGCGUCCCCAUACUUCUCCGCCAACCACCAGUAUACACCAUUACACCACCAGUCCUUCCACUAUGAGUUCCAGCACAGCCACCCGGCCGUCAAUCCUGACGCUUAUUCCUUAAACUCUUUGCACCAUUCCCAGCAGUACUACCAGCAGAUCCACCAUGGGGAGCCUACAGAUUUUAUUAACCUCCAUAACGCCAGGGCUCUUAAAUCCUCGUGCCUGGACGAGCAGAGGAGAGACUUCGGCUGCCUAGAUGCCUACAGGCGGCAUGACUUGUCUCUGAUGAGCCAUGGAUCCCAGUAUGGCAUGCACCCAGACCAAAGGCUCUUACCUGGAUCCAGCUUGGGGAUUGGAGGGGCUGGAGGAGACGACUUCCAGGGAUCGGUGGAGGCCCAGUGUGGACUUGUGCUGAACAGUCAGGGAGGAGUGAUCAGGAGAGGAGGUACCUGCGUAGUGAACCCCACAGACCUCUUCUGCUCAGUUCCCGGCCGGCUUUCUUUGCUAAGCUCCACGUCUAAAUACAAGGUCACCAUAGCAGAAGUGAAAAGACGCCUCUCUCCUCCUGAAUGCCUCAACGCUUCUCUCCUGGGCGGUAUAUUACGAAGGGCAAAGUCGAAAAAUGGGGGUCGUUGCUUACGAGAGAAGUUGGACAGGCUCGGUCUAAACCUACCUGCAGGAAGGCGAAAAGCUGCUAAUGUAACGCUAUUGACGUCCUUAGUGGAAGGAGAAGCUUUGCAUUUAGCCCGGGAUUUCGGAUAUACUUGUGAGACAGAGUUUCCAGCAAAGGCUGUGGGAGAACAUCUGGCUCGGCAACACAUGGAACAAAAGGAGCAGACUGCAAGGAAAAAGAUGAUACUGGCCACAAAGCAAAUCUGCAAAGAAUUUCAGGAUCUACUCAGUCAAGACAGGUCGCCGCUGGGCUCCUCAAGACCAACUCCAAUUUUAGACCUCGAUAUUCAGAGACACUUAACACAUUUUAGCUUGAUCACCCACGGUUUCGGUACUCCAGCGAUUUGCGCGGCCCUUAGCACCUUCCAGACCGUUCUCAGCGAGAUGCUCAACUAUUUGGAGAAGCACACGACAAAUAAAUCUGGGGGGGUGUCAGAAAGCAGCCAAGGAAAUAGCAACUCAGAAAAGGGGCCCCUGAGGAAAGCAUCGGACGUUGUCGUAAAAGACGCAAAGACCGAAAAGACAGACUAACCCGGAACUGAUCUCCUUCAGAGUUCUUUUUGCUGCUGACUAUAUUUUUUAAGAACUGUGUAUCUCUUUCGGUUGGACUAUUUACAAGGGACCAAAAUCACUUACUUUUGAACAUUGUAAAUUCUGUGAAUUUUUCACCUUUUUAGUUGAUUUAUAAAUUCUCUGAAAAUUAUUAUAUAUAAUGAAACAAUAGAUGUUACCUUCGAUGGGUGUCACUACAAAAAAAAAAUUGAGUUUCCAAUAAGGAGACAUUCUUUUUUUUCUUGUUUUUGGAUUUCCUUUUUUAUUUUUUCACAUUUUGCUUUAAUUCGACGUGAGAUGUUUAGGGAUGGAAAAAAAAAAAAAAAGAAACAAAGCACCAUAUUGAGAUGACUUAUAGAGGAUAAUAAAAUUGAAAGCAAUUAAAUUUUA